UGGAAAUUUGAUAUUGCUCAUACUUAGGGCAUUCACAUUGGCCUAUGCAUCCGCAUAGGCAAAACCAGUUUUACAUAAUAUUAGCAUAAAACCGACCCACAUUGGAUUCUUCAUUUCCAAAAUUUUAGCUAACUAUAAACAGUAGAUUUACAACUUUCCAUAUCCACUAUUUUGUCUCCAAAUUAUAUUUUAAUAGUUAUUUCUCUCUCCUCCACACUCUCUCUCCCCGAGACCCCCCCCAAACGGUAAUAUCUCUCUCUCUCCCCGAAACCCCCCCAAGGGAUUAUUUCUCUCGAAGCAGAGCUCUCCACACCAAACCCUCCGAAUCUCCAUCCCUCUCUCGACCCAAACAACCCCACCGGAAGAAGAGAAUCCGUGCACCUCUCUAAGGCGACGGUUGUCGACGGAGCUUGCAACUACUGAAGUGAAUCAUCCCGGUUGCUGGUUUGCUGAAAUUUCUUCUAUUUCAGUGCUUUUCCUGAAACCUUUUGCUCUUCUUUUGGGAUUGUUGACAUUAAAUUGAGAUUGAAUAUAAUGAAUCAUUAUAGAGAGAGACACAGAGAAAUAUGGCAGAGGGAUUAAAAUCGAUGAUGCAUUAAUGGAAGUAAUUCUCUUUGUAUGGCAUUGUCUUUUGGUUCUGCUUGAACACUUGUAAACUGUUGACCUUGCUUAAUAUGAAUUUUGUAAACUGUUGACCUUGCUUAAUAUGGAAACAUCUUGUAAACUGUAAACUGUUUUGUAAACUGUAAACUGAUUUUGUAAACUGUAAACUGUUUUUUGUAAUAUGUGUUGUUUUAGUAACAUUUUGUCCUUCAAUAUUUUGUUGAAGGAUGACCACUUUAAUUGAUGAGGAUCCCUUCUUCACCACAUUGUUGGAAAGUGGUGAGGGUGGUAUAAACAACCCUAUUGUGGAGGCUGCUUUCGUUGAUGUCCAAGCGACACAACCUCAACGGGAAAAAAGAGCACCUAAACAUAAAUCCCAGCGGGGUGUGUCAUUUACUAUUGAGGAAGAUACUCUCCUCAUUUCAGCUUGGCUUAACGUUAGUAUAGAUUCCAUACGGGGGACUGACCAAACCUCCACACAAUUGUGGAGUAGAAUUUAUGAUUACUACUCCACUUAUAAAAAACCUAACAGUCAAGAACGAUCUGUACCAUCGUUGACCAAUCGGUGGUCAACCAUUCAAAAAUGUGUCAAUAAAUUUUGUGGUUCUAUGGCUCAAGUUGAAGGAAUGCAUCCAAGCGGUGCAACCGAGCUAGACAAGAUUGACAAGGCAAAAAUUUUGUAUCGAGAGACCCAAAAAACCAACUUCACCUUGGAUCAUUGUUGGAAUCUUUUAAAGAACCAACCGAAAUGGCAAACACACAUGGAGACCGUAAGAAGAAGAGACAAUGUCUCACGUUCAGGUAGUACUCCAAACUCAAUACAAUUAGGGGACCCAAUGGAAAAUGUACCUGUGGAGUGUGAGAGACCUCCGGGGAAAAAGGUUGAAAAAGAAAGAGAGAAAAAAAGAAAAAGUAGGGAAAGAGAAGAUAAAGAAUUUAGUGAGGCCUUAAGGGAAAUGACAGAUGAUAGGAAGAUUCUAAUGGUAGAGAGAAAAGAAAGCUUAAUGAGGGUAGAAAACCGCAAUGCUGAGUUAUUGGAAAUUAAGAAGAAAAAGGUUGAAAUGGAAAUUAAGGCUCAAGAAGAAAGAUCUAUGAUAUUAGCUGAAAAGAAGAGAAAAAAUGAUAUGGAAAUAAUGAAAUUGGAUAUUGGGUCUAUGAAUUCUGUGCAGCAAGAGUAUUUCCAUAAUCUUCAAAUGGAAAUUCUUGAGGAACAAAGAAAUAAGGCCUAGGAUGGUACAUAGUUGUCUUUUUUGUUUUGUGCAGUUUUUGAAUGUGUAUUUAAAACAGCCUUGGUGACAUUGUAAAUUCUGGUUUAUAUACUACUGGUUGCUAUGAACACCAAACCCUUUUUUGUACCUCUCUUUAUGGGGAGAUUGUUUUGUUGGUGGUUGGUGGUGGGUGGGAACAUUUUGUUGGAUGAAUUUUGUUGUGGGUGGGAUAUUGUUGUAUUGCUUGCUGCUUGUUGGUGCUGGAGCCGCUGGAGGACCCAAUGGCAAGGCUGUUUUUGUUGCUGCUGGAGGGUGCUGGAGGGUGCUGGAGAGUGCUGGAGCUGCUGAAGGGUGCUGGAGCUGCUGAGGCUGCUGGAGGGUGCUGGAAAUGCAGUUAUUUUCUGGUUGCUGAAUUUCAUAUAUGCUGAAUUUUUUGGUUGCUGAAUUUGUAUAAAAAUCAACUUUUUGCAACUUGUAUUAAGUUGAUUUUGAUACAUAGAAUUAGUCAUAUGUAAAUUCUGAAUUUGAUAUUAGUCAAAUGUAAUCUGAAGUUGAUAUUAGUCAGAAAUUAUUAUAUAUAGAAUGCUGGAAAUUUGGAUGCA
Molecule: messenger RNA, 2413 nt
Organism: Carya illinoinensis
Lineage: Eukaryota; Viridiplantae; Streptophyta; Magnoliopsida; Fagales; Juglandaceae
Product: glutathione S-transferase T3-like
Exons: 3
Coding region: 831-1832 (333 amino acids)
Source: RefSeq, a predicted model, not a curated record